AUGGCCGCCGCCGCCGCCGCCGCUGCGUCGGCGUCGUGGCUUCUCCGUAGGUCUAUAUCCUCCGCAUUCCUCGCCAGGCGCGCGGGCCCUAGCAUCCUGCGUACAACCCUCUGCUAUUCCUCCUCCGCAUCCGCCUGCCCCAAACCAACGCCGUCACUGCCUCCGCCGGACACAUCCGACAAUGAUGGCGGCGGCGGGAUGAGGUGGGAGUCUGCGCGCAAGAAGAGGGUGGUGCUCCGCAUCGGCUACGUAGGCACCGAUUACCGAGGGCUUCAAAAGCAGCGAGAGCUUGGCGUGGAUUCGACCAUUGAGUCAGUCUUGGAAUCUGCCAUCUUCAAGUCAGGCGGAAUUCUUGAGAGUAAUUAUGGAAAACUGCAAAAGGUUGGGUGGGAAAGGAGUAGCCGAACUGAUAAAGGGGUACACUCAUUGGCUACAAUGAUUUCCCUUAAAAUGGAAAUCCCUGAUAGAGCAUGGGAGGAUGAUCCUGAUGGUAUUGCUCUUGCCAGUAUCAUCAACUCAAAUUUGCCGGACAAUGUGAGGGUAUUUAGUAUCUUGCCUGCGCAAAGGAGUUUUGAUGUAAGGAGGGAGUGCUUGUACCGUGAGUACUUCUAUCUUCUUCCUGCUGAAGUUAUUGGAAUUAAAGAUGGUUAUAGCCCUGAAGAAAUGCAAGAGCACUUGUCAGAGUUCAACAGCAUACUGAAAGGUUUCGAGGGAAACCAUCCAUUUCAUAAUUACACAGCACGUGCCAAGUAUAGGAAGGUCCUCACGGGAACACACCGAAGGGUGAAAGGAGCAAGCUCGAUGUUGAAGUCCAUGUCCUCCGAAAUGGGUAUGGCAGAAAGCUCUUAUGAAGAAAGCACUUCUUCAGAUCAUGAUGAGGACUUGAAUAUUUCAUCAAUCAUUGACACUGGUGCAUCAGAGGACAAUUGUGUGAAUGAUAUUCUGAAACUUUCUGAGAAUCGGGUGCAGAUUCAAGCUAGGUGGCUGCAUGAACCUGAUGAAAGUGAUAGAUUAAAUGCUUCACAUUUCAGAGAUAUCAUUACCUGUUCCUGUGGAGAGUUGCAAACUUCAUCAGGAAUUCAAUUUGUGGAAUUGACCUUAUGCGGGGUAUCAUUCAUGCUACAUCAGAUCCGGAAAAUGGUUGGAACUGCCGUGGCAGUGAAGCGUGGAUUACUACCCAAAGACAUCAUAGAACUGUCUCUUGCAAAGUUUUCUAGAAUCGUGCUACCAGUAGCCCCUUCAGAAGUUCUGAUCCUUAAGGACAAUAGUUUCUGCACGAAGAGCAAGGAAGGGAGAAUCAUUCGCCCUGGGAUCCAGUCAAUGAACAAGUCAGCAGCAAUCAGGAAGGGCGUUGAGGAAUUCUACAAGGCGGCUCUUCUGCCAGAAGUAGCGAAAUUCUUGGGCCCCUCUAUGCCGCCAUGGAAAGAAUGGCUGGAGAACUUGGACAGGUUUGCUGGCAUACCAGAUUCACAGCUGGACGAAGUUAGGGAGGCCUACAGAGCAUGGAAGGCUGAUUAUGACCGCGUGAAGAUGGCUAGAAAGAGUGCUAGCAGUGUCUAA
Molecule: messenger RNA, 1560 nt
Organism: Miscanthus lutarioriparius
Lineage: Eukaryota; Viridiplantae; Streptophyta; Magnoliopsida; Poales; Poaceae
Source: the annotation of a GenBank genome assembly